Hibiscus syriacus is the source of this 1842-nucleotide messenger RNA. RefSeq names its product indole-3-acetic acid-amido synthetase GH3.17-like. Bases 77 to 1822 code for a protein of 581 amino acids. NCBI's taxonomy places the organism in Eukaryota, Viridiplantae, Streptophyta, Magnoliopsida, Malvales, Malvaceae. The record is from RefSeq and is a predicted model, not a curated record. The transcript is spliced from 4 exons. Gene Ontology annotation, cellular component: cytoplasm. Gene Ontology annotation, molecular function: acid-amino acid ligase activity.
GAUCAUUUCAUCCGUUCUAAGGUCGCAAACAGUGAGGUGUCAAAAUUUUCAGACAAGAAACUGCAGUUUGGUUUUAAUGGCAACUACAAAUGACUACGAAGAUGGAUUGAAGAUGAUAGAGGAACUAACCACCAACGCUGAGCAGAUCCAAGAACAGGUUUUGCAGCAAAUACUGGAAAGAAAUUCUCGAACAGAGUAUCUAAGUCGAUUCAUGAAUGGCCAAACUGACAAGCAAUGCUUCAAAACCAAUGUUCCUAUUGUCACUUAUGAAGAUGUUAAGCCCUACAUCGGUCGGAUUGCUGACGGUGAGACAUCGAACAUCCUUGUAACCGAACCAGUCGUCGAGUUUCAUACGAGCACUGGAACUUCAGGAGGGUUGCCCAAGUUGAUGCCUGUGACGGCUGAAAUUCAUGAUCAAACGACUCUUUGUUUUACCCUCUUGAGAUCUCUGAUGAUCAAACAAUUUGGUGACUUGGACAAAACCGGCAAAAGAUUGGCACUUUUUUUCGCCAAACCAGACACUGAAACUGCUUCCGGCAUCAAGAAAAGAACUGUUCUAACAAGUAUAUUGAAAGAUCCUGGGUCUAGAGCCGCCGUUUUUAAGCUUUACACGAGCCCCAUUGAGGCAGUCUUUUCUUCAGACAACAAGCAGAGCAUGUUCUGUCAAUUACUCAUCGGUUUAACACAGCGAGAUGAUGUCGUUUCAGUUGGCUCGACCUUUGCAACCGUUGUGCUAAGAGCUAUCAAGUUCUUAGAAGAUCACUAUGAAGAGUUAUGUUCCAACAUAAAAACAGGUCGACUUAGCAAUUGGAUCACCGAUGCAGGCUGCAGAAAUGUGGUCUCGUUGAUCCUAAAGCCUAAUCCCGAACUGGCGGAUUCGAUCCAAUGUAUAUGUAAUUGUAAAUCAUGGGAAGGAAUACUCAAAAAGCUUUGGCCUAAAGCCAAGCUUAUUGAUGCCAUUGCUACGGGAUCUAUGAGCCAAUACGCUGAAACACUAGAAUUCUACGGCGGAGGGCUCCCCAUAGUGUCGACUGUUUAUAUUUGCUCAGAAGCCGUUUGUGGUAUCAAUUUAGAGCCUCUGAGCAAACCUUUUGAUGUCUCUUACACGUUUCUCCCCAACAUGGCUUACUUCGAAUUCCUCCCCGUCAACAAAGACGGCACAACGACGUCCGAACAGAUUCCGUUUAACGGCGAACCUGUAGAUCUUGUAAAUGUGAGGCUUGGUCAAUAUUAUGAGUUACUUGUCACAACUUUUGCAGGAUUAUAUAGGUAUAAAGUUGGAGAUAUUCUUAUGGUGACUGGUUUCCGCAAUAAUGCACCUCAGUUCCAAUUUGUAGAGAGGCGAAACAUAAUUCUAAGUGUGGAUACGGAUAAAACGAGUGAAUCGGAUCUCAUAAAAGCAGUGACAGAAGCGAAGACUCUUCUUGAACCGUUUGGAUUCAUCUUGAGAUCGUACACUAGCUAUGCUGAUACAUCUGCUAUACCAGGCCACUAUGUCAUAUUUUGGGAGCUUAUGGAAAAAGAAGACGUCGACAAUACCAAAGACCUCGAUCCGAUGAUAAUGGUGGAAUGUUGCUGUAAAAUGGAAGAGUCGUUGAGUUUAACAUAUAAAAUCUAUAGGAGGGAGGAUUCAAUUGCAGCAUUGGAGAUUAGGGUGGUGAAACAAGGAAGUUUUGAAGCAUUAAUGGAUUACUAUGUGUCCCAAGGAGCUGCUUUGAACCAAUACAAGGGAUCUAGUUGCAUUAAAUCUAAAGAUGCCAUAAAAAUUUUAGACUCCAGAGUAAUAGCGAGGUUUUUCAGCACCAAGAAACCAUUGUAUUAAGUUGUAAUUUUAGGCAUUAA